Thunnus maccoyii (southern bluefin tuna) is the source of this 3868-nucleotide messenger RNA. Its product is annotated as hydroxycarboxylic acid receptor 2-like. The record is from RefSeq and is a predicted model, not a curated record. Gene Ontology annotation, biological process: G protein-coupled receptor signaling pathway. Gene Ontology annotation, cellular component: membrane. NCBI's taxonomy places the organism in Eukaryota, Metazoa, Chordata, Actinopteri, Scombriformes, Scombridae. The transcript is spliced from 3 exons. Bases 2328 to 3341 code for a protein of 337 amino acids. Gene Ontology annotation, molecular function: G protein-coupled receptor activity.
GUAUAAAGUAGUAUCACAUGGAAAUACUCAAGUAAAGUACAAAUACCUCAACAUUGUACUUAAGUACAGUAUUUGCACUCCUGGCCAUCCUGGUUCGGGGAUCCUUUUGAAUUGUCCCCCUUAGAUUUCUUCCAUUUUUGUUUCUACCAAUGUUUUUCCUUAUCUCCAUGAUGGUUAAGUUCAGGGGGAUAAUGUAAUGUGGGCCUGUAAAUGAAAAAAAUGUUUUAGUGUGCAGUACCUUUAAUUAGACAGAGUAAAUGAGUAAUAUUAUGACACUUGUUCAUUUUACCUUAACAUUAGCUUUCAUACUGGAUAAAGGUAGCAUCUAACUGAUAGGCUGGCUUCUAUCAGCUAACGUUACUAACAUGGUACUAUAAUGUUAGCCUGUAUGUCGACCAAAGUUAACAGCUAACAUUGAUGUUUAUUCAUUUGCAGAUGCUUUUGUCCAAAGCGAUGUACAAAUGAGGUACACUCCAAACUACAGUCAAUCAAGGAGAAGCCGUUGUGAAUAACGGCCUCAACACUAGCAGAAAUGAUUUUUUUAUGACAGAGAUCCUGAGAAGGAUGGAGAUACAGAGAAAGAGCAUAUUAAGGACCAAACAGGAGAAGAGUUUGGAUUGAGAUUUCCUCCCUCGCAGUGACGGUAGGACUUGAUCGUAUGGAACAAAAAGGUGCAUUAAGCUGAAGGAGCUCAGGUAGGUGGGUGUUGUGCUAGUUGGAACUUAAGUGACUUGAACUUGCGAGCAGCAACAAGGAGCCAGUGGAGAAUCAUGAAAAGUGGAGUGACAUAAGCUGUUUUGAGCUAGUUGAAGACCAGACAUACUAACAUCACUGACAUUUUUCAUUUGACCUAAAUGUUUUCCUGUUGGUUUAAGUUAGCAGUGACCAUUGCUGAUAUUUUACAUUUGAGCUAAAUAGUGGUCUUAAUAUGGCUAAAGUAAGGGACUAUUUGCACAGAUAUUUUAUAUUGCAGCUGAAUGUUAGCCUUCAUAUGGCUAAAGUUAUUAGCUAAUUAGCAAGUAAUGUUGCAGAUAUUUAUCAGUUUAGUUGAAUGUUAGCCUGUAUGAUGGCUGAAGUUAGCAGCUAAUGUUGCAGAUAUUUUAAAGUUUAGCUGAAUGUUAGCCUUCAUGAUGGCUAAAGUUAGGAGCUAAUGUUACAGAUAUUUUCCAUUUUAGCUGAAUGUUAGUCUGUAUGUUGGCUGAUGAGAGAAAGUCUUGAGAAAUGGACUUCAGGAUAUCUGAUCUUGCACAACUGUCUUCACGCCUGCAGGCGUGGAGACAGUUGUGCAAGAUCAGAUAUCCUGAUAAAAAUCAACAACACAGGAGCAUCCUCUGUGAGAAACAUAGAUUCACAGACCAAAGUCAUACAUCACUUUAUUCCCUGCUCCAAUGUGAUAUGGAUGACACACAGCUGACUGGUGAGUUCUGUAUAUUUACUGUAUUAAAUGCUAAACUUACAUAGAGUUUUCUUUAUAUUGGAAUACAUUUAUACACAAUCCAUUAUUUACAUAUACUUAUAUUUAACCUACAUGAGUAAUGAUAAGUUAUUUUUUCUAAUGGGAAACCUUUUGUGCAACAUGCCAAAGUACAUAUGAUGAAAAGAUUUAUACAUUUGUAGUUUAUACAUACAUUUUCAAAUGCUUAUUUUCUCAGCAUUAGUUUAGUUGAUGUAGUAAAAUACUAUUUUCUUCCACUGUUUUCUAAUGUUGACUUUGGAAAAAUAGUAUAGAUUAGAUUUCGGCUGCUGUAUGACAUUUUCAUGUUUAUUUGUGAUAGAAUAUGUUUCUCUUAUAUGUUUACAGUUAUAUUUUCUUGGAAUUUGGAUUUUGAAAUCCAAAAUGUCCAAUUGUAGUGUGUUUUUAAAACUUUAAAAUAAAAAUACACCAUAUGUCAUUGUAACAAACAACUUUUAUUAAGACUUUACUGGUUUAGUUUGCCAUUUAAUAUUUUAUUAUUAUUUAUUAAAAUGCUCUUCAGACACUUUAGCAAUAUGCUCUUGUGUCACAACACUGACACAUAUUUUCCACAAAAUGUCUUUUUAUCUUAACUGUGGAAAAGUAGAACUGCUUCAUGUACAAAUGCAAAUGUUCUCUCUGUUUUUCUCUUUCACACAGAUUUCACACUAAAGAAAUAAAAAAGAGGUUGAAAAAGAGAAGAGGCAAAUUCAUAAAGUCAUACAGCUGUUUUUCUCAUACUUAUUCAGUCUUAUUUGUUUUUCCAAAAUUUUACACUAAAUUGAUUUGUCUAUUUUGGAUGGACUAAAGUUAAUAACACAAUUUUAAGAUUUAAUUUGUCAAAAUAAUAUCAGAGUAUAACGAAAACUUCAUCAUGACCAUUUUAAACUCCACAACUCCAAUCCCUGGUGGUGGAGGCAGCGGUGGCAGCGGCUGCCCACCAGUCAAUUUUAAACUGGAGGGUACAAUCAUGUUACCAGUCCUCACCGUCAUACUGGGGCUACUGGGAAACAUAGUUGCUCUGUGGAUAUUUUGCUUUAAACUGAAGGCCUGGAACCCCAACAACCUGUUCCUCUUCAACCUGGUUAUCGCCGACUUCCUGGUUCUCGCGAGUCUUCCUCUCAGGAUCGAUGACUUUCUCAGAGGCCACUGGGUGUUUGGUGAUGGCUUGUGCAGGAUUAGCCUCUUCCUGAUAUUUUCCAACCGCUCGGCCAGCAUUGCACUCAUGACUGUGGUGGCAAUUUACCGCUACUUUAAGGUGAUCCACCCUCACCACUGGUUCAGCCGUAUGACUAAAAGACAGGCUGUGUACAUGUUAGUGUUUGUCUGGUUGUUGGUCAUCAGUCCUCGGGUUCCCAUUCUGGCUAACAACUUCAUAGAGGUCUGCAGCAACAGCAGCCAGUGCUUAUUUUUCACUUGUUCUUCACUCCCCACCCUGGUCACCACGCACCGCAUCCUGGUGGCACUGGAGUUCAUCAUUCCACUGGCCAUGCUGCUGUUCUGCUCCAUCCGGAUUUCCAGCUUCCUGAGGGAGCGGCAGAUGGGAAAAGCUGACAAGGUGCGCAAGGCGAUGAGGGUGUGCAACGCCAUCGUCGCCAUGUUCAUAGUGUGCUUCUUACCAACCACGGUGACAACCAUCGGGGUGUGGGUCAUCCGCUCGUUUCACCCACGGGAUUGCGCCACACUCUACACUUUCAUCCAGCUCACCAUUGUGUCUUUGUGGCUGAACUUCCUGAAUUCGGCUCUGGACCCCAUCUUAUACAUCUUCUCCAGCUCCAUGUUCAAGAAGGCGCUCUGCAGCUCACUCCCCCAUUUCCUGCACUGCGGUCAGGACGCAGGCAACGCUGAGACGAUGACUGGAUUAUGCAGGACUAGUAUUUUGCACUGACUUGUCUGCUUGUUUUACAUGUUUUAUCAGCUUUUUUUAUGCUGUUGAAGCUUUGUUGUACAUCUGUGAACUUUGUAAACACAUUAGCUUUUCAGUUAUCAUCAUUUAUUAAAUCCAAACUCAGUUAUACUUGUAAAUAUACUUCAAACUUCUGUGAUUGAACAAAUUACAGAUGGGUGUUUUAAUUAUAUCAAUUUAUUGAACCUUUAAAACUUUGAAUUGCCUUCAAAAAAGUUGAAGCUAUAUGAUGUGACACCAGUUUUUAAUUUAUUUCUGCAGCAUUCCAUCAAAUGGAAAUAUUAUACUUUACAGAUGUUGCUCAUUUCAAUUGAUAUGUUUACCGCAGUAAAUCCACAGCGGCAGUGAAUGAGGGUGAAAUAAUAUAUCCAAGAGUUGCUGCAGUGUGCACCAACCACCACCAGGUGGCACAUGCAGUCUAGAUGCAGUCUGUCUGUCUCUCUGUAGGGUAGUCAAUACAAAAUGGCGACCAUGCUCGGCAAGCAGACGCAAUGGGGGAACAGAAAAAC